Messenger RNA from Mucor velutinosus, 558 nucleotides. RefSeq names its product 37S ribosomal protein S22 (gene RSM22). NCBI's taxonomy places the organism in Eukaryota, Fungi, Mucoromycota, Mucoromycetes, Mucorales, Mucoraceae. The coding region runs from base 1 to 558 and encodes 185 amino acids. The record is from RefSeq and is a predicted model, not a curated record. The transcript has a single exon.
AUGCAGACUCAGCACACAAAAACAUCCAGCUCAACCACUGACAACAUCGCUGAUUAUUUCUGCAGUGUUUGCUUUCGCGCAUACUCUUCAAGGAAAACCUACAAGAGGCAUCUUAGCUAUGCUCAUCAAAUAAAGUUACAAACUCGCACAGAAUACAACCACAAUCAAGUGCCAGAUCCUCUCGAUGCAAAUUGGUACUGCAGUGCGUGCAAAACAUCUUACAAAACCAGAAAUAAAUACCGUACUCAUUGCAGGAGAAUUCACCGUCUGAUAUUACCUCCUGCUGCCAAGACGUUCAAGAAUCCCAACGCUGAAAUCGACAUCCAAGAUCCCAAAAACCUUUACUGUGCAAAAUGUGAUGUUCGUGUCAAGCGAAGAGAUUCUUUUGUGAGACACAUGAAAAAUAUCCACAAGGUUGUUUUGCCACGAAAAGGUUUCCCCAAUCCUGAUGCUAUCAUUGACAAGAACGAUCCCAAUUUGUAUUGCGCAAAAUGUGAAAUGAACUUAUCAUCAAAACAAGCCUUUAUAAGACAUGCAACGAAUAUACACAAAUUAUAA